Messenger RNA from Helobdella robusta, 162 nucleotides. RefSeq lists its product as hypothetical. The record is from RefSeq and is a predicted model, not a curated record. The transcript has a single exon. Bases 1 to 162 code for a protein of 53 amino acids. NCBI's taxonomy places the organism in Eukaryota, Metazoa, Annelida, Clitellata, Rhynchobdellida, Glossiphoniidae.
AUGAACAGCGUUAGUCAAGAAUGUCAAGAGUUGAAAUUCUCCUACGAUGCUUGCUUCAAUAAGUGGUUCAGAGAGCAUUUUCUUCGAGGCAACUCCGACGCUUCAGUGUGUUCCGAAAUUUUUGCAGACUAUCAGAAGUGUGUAAAGGUUGGCACUGGAUAA